Molecule: messenger RNA, 1287 nt
Organism: Argentina anserina (silverweed cinquefoil)
Lineage: Eukaryota; Viridiplantae; Streptophyta; Magnoliopsida; Rosales; Rosaceae
Product: glucan endo-1,3-beta-glucosidase 2
Exons: 1
Coding region: 1-1176 (391 amino acids)
Biological process (GO): carbohydrate metabolic process
Cellular component (GO): plasma membrane
Molecular function (GO): hydrolase activity, hydrolyzing O-glycosyl compounds
Source: RefSeq, a predicted model, not a curated record
AUGGCUUCCCACUUCUCUCUCUCCGCCGUCUCCCUCAUCACCCUCCUCUCCCUCCUCCUCCUCCUCUCCCCAACCGCCGCGGCACCCUCGCCGGACACCUUCUCCACGGUCAUCGGAGCCACCUACUCGGCCUCCACCGCCGCCACCUACCCCGCACCUCUCACCCCGGAGCACCUGGCCUCCGCCGUCGCAUCCCUCAACCUCGCCGCGCUCCGUCUCGACGUCUCCGACCCCGGGAUCGUCCGCGCCUUCCUCUACUCCAACACCACUCUCAUCCUCACCAUUCCCAACGCCCUUGUGCCGCCGCUCGCCGCCAACCGCUCCAACGCCAUGCGGUGGCUCUACGCUCACGUCGUCCCGUUCUUCCCCCGCACCAAGAUCGCCGCCAUCUCCGUCGGCAACGACCUCCUCGAGUCGGCGCCGGAGUUCUCCCAGUUCCUCCUCCCGGCGAUUCAGAACGUCCACCUGGCGCUCCUCGACAUCGGGAUCCACAAGAUCGCCGUCUCCACCACCUUCUCCUUCGUCAACGUCAUCACGACGCCGUUCCCUCCCUCCGCCGCGCAGUUUCAAGACGCGCCGCUCCAGACGGUGGUCCGUCCUCUCCUUCAGUUCCUCCGUGGCACCAACUCGUCCUUCUUCGUCAACCUCUACCCCUACAACCUUUACCGCCUCCGGAGCGAGAUUCCGAUUGGCUUCCCUCUCUUCCAGGACCACCCCUUCGGCUUCCGCGACGACAUGACCACCGGCGUCCGCUACCGGAACCUCUUCGACAUGAUGGUCGACGCCGUCAUCUCCGCCAUGGCUGUCGCCGGACACGAGAACAUCCCGAUCGUCGUCACCGAGACCGGCUGGCCCAGCUGCAGCACCGACCCGAGAGAAGUGGAGGCCAACCCGGUUUACGCGGAGCUCUACCUCAAUGGGCUAUUGGGCCACCUCAAGUCGGGUCGGGGCACCCCGCUCCGGAAAGAAGGGCUGCCUCAAGUCUUCAUCUACGAGCUGAUUGAUAAGCAAGUCAGGCAGGGACGCCAGUGGGGGAUUCUGUUCCCGAAUAUGACCAAGAAAUACAAGAACGUUGACUUCAGAUCUGACUCCGACGGCCUUCUCGGAGGUUUCAGCUUCUUGAAGGUGGUGCUUGGUCAACUCUUGGUCUUUGCGUUCCUCUUGAAUCAGUGGUAAAAGCUGCUAUCUCUAUGCUCUGUGAUUUUAGGUGACCUGUAAAAUUGAAGCUUCUUUAUGAUUUGCUUUGCGGAGAAUUGAAAUUUUGGGGCUUUGAUUUUUACUACUGGU